AAUUUUGACCACGUGAUAGGCCCAUGUGCAAAAUUCGGCUAAAUUGUUUCCCCCCGGCCCCCAAUGUAGUCUAAUGUGAUUGGUGAAGUAGUUUGCUGUCAGAACAAGAAGGAAAUUGCGGGGUGUUGUGACAUAGAGAGAUACCGUAUAGAUUUUCAGUAACUGGUAGUGACACCAGCAACCCCAUCAGCGUGGCCAGGCAUGAGAGCUGAUAUCUGAGGAUUUAAACCACCAGCGCCACAAUGGAGGUCCCUGCCAUCAGUAACAACCUCAACCUUUCAAAUGGGGACUUGGAUCCCUCUGACACCCCUCCCACCAUGUCCAUUGACAAGCUCUUCCCAGCACUCUUGGAGUGUUUUGGGAUCAUCUUGUGUGGCUAUAUUGCUGGUCGAGCAAACAUCAUCACAUCCACACAGGCCAAAGGAUUGGGGAACUUUGUGUCCAAGUUUGCCCUCCCAGCAUUGCUCUUUAAGAACAUGGUACUCUUGGACUUUGGGAAUGUCAUCUGGCCGUUUUUGUGGAGUAUUCUGAUCGCCAAGGUGUCUGUGUUUUUCAUUGUGUGUGUGAUUACACUACUGGUUGCCAGUCCUGACACUCGCUUCAGCAAAGCUGGCCUAUUCUCCAUCUUUGCUACUCAAAGCAAUGACUUUGCUUUGGGAUACCCGAUUGUUGAGGCCUUGUACAAGAACACACACCCAGAGUAUCUACAGUACAUUUACCUGGUAGCACCAGUGUCCCUCAUGCUUCUCAACCCCAUUGGGUUUGCAUUCUGUGAGAUCCAGAAGUGGAGGGAUCAAAGAGACCGGCAGCAGCGCAAACUCCAGAUAGUGGGUGUGGUCAUCCUGCAGGUUCUGAAGAACCCCAUGGUCUUCAUGGUUGUUAUUGGCAUUAUCUUCCACUUCAUCCUGGAUCAGAAGAUCCCUGCUUUCAUGGAGCAGUUUGUGGAUGGCCUGGCCAACUCUUUUGGAGGAGCAGCUCUGUUCUACUUGGGCCUCUCCAUGGUGGGCCAGUUGGGGAAGCUCACCAGGUCCACGGUUGUAGCCCUUAUCCUGCUCAUCACAGCAAAACUGUUGGUGAUGCCGUUGAUCUGUCGAGAGACGGUGGAGCUGCUGGACGCUGACAACACCAGCUCUAAUCUCGAACACUCCAGCCUCUCCAACUAUGCCUUCCUCUAUGGAGUCUUCCCUAGUGCCCCCAGUGUGGCCAUCUAUGCUGCUCACUAUAACAUGGAGCUACAAGUUGUUACCUCAGGGAUGGUAGUAAGCACAUUUCUCUCAGCUCCCAUUAUGUAUGUUUCUGCUUGGUUGCUGACAAUACCAUGGAUGGACCCUAAGCCAUUGAUAGAUUCUCUGCAGAAUGUCAGCUUUAAUGUCAGCAUCAUCAGCUUAGUUGCACUGGCUUGGACAGUUACUGUCAUGUUCCUGAGUAAGAAAUUUAAGAGACUACCUCACAUGUUCACCGUCAACCUGUUCUUGGCACAGAUUCUAGCUUGUGUUAGCAUGAUCAUGUGGAACUUUGUCGUGAGACAAGACCGCUUCAUUGGACACGUGUUGACAUUCACACUGUUGUACGGCUCACUGUACAGUACUUAUGUAUGGCCAGGUCUGAUAGCACUUUCCCUUGUGUUGAUGAAGAGAGGUGGUGAGCUGAAGGUUGCGCCAGGCUUCCUGGUGAUUGCAGGCUGGGGAGUCCCAGCCCUUGUGGCAGCAGUGCUCCUCGUAACUGGGGAGAGGAUGCCUGACACCAUCGAUUCGGCUUUCUUUUAUGGAAGACCCCAGAUCAUCUGCACCUCAGUUGUGCUUGCCUUCAGCAUAGUGCUGGGCGGUUGCUCUUUGGUGGGCCUCCGUCGAGGCACGUGGGACUCAAAGUACCAUGUCCUGGAGAGAGACUCUAUGCUAGGCACUACUGAGGAUCUGAGGCCCCAGACUGGCCCAGAUACCCAAACUAUCCCAGAUAUCCGUGACAUGUUUGAGUCAGCCGGAACUGGAAGCAUCAACAUAGGUCAGUGUGAGACUGGCUGUGAGUCGCCAGGCUGUCUACUGGCCGAGGAGGAACAGCAGAGGCAGGUGGCAGACAGACAGGUGGCCCGCCAUGUGCUCUUAUGCCUGCUACUGACCGUCAGCCUACUAGCUAACCUGUCCAGCUGCCUGUGGUGGCUCUUUAGUCGAGUUCCUGGGAGACUUUACUUAGAGCUGCAGUUCUUCUGUGCUGUGGUCAACUAUGGACAGGGCUUCAUCUCGUUCGGGCUUUUUGGGCUGGACAAACAUUUGAUAAUACUGCCAUUUAAAAAGAAGAUAUCCUGUCUGUGGCAUAGAAGGAAGCCAGAGGAGCAGCCUCAACUGGUUGUAUCUGAUGACAUCAUGAUGACCUGCACUCAGUUCAUCAGAUACCACAAAGAGCAGUGUGUCCAGGACAUUGUCCAGAAUAAGAGGUGUGGGGAGAGGACAGUGGCGAACACUUUUCUUGGCAGUGAGCUGGUAGAGUGGCUGUUGCAGGUGGGUCUGUCACAGGACCGAGGAGAGGCGCUGCUCUACGGGAUCCGGCUGCAGCAGGGUGGGGUGCUCCAGCACAUCACCCAGGAGUAUGGCUUCAAAGAUGACAACCUGCACUACUGCUUCACAGCAUAAGGUGGGCCCUGGUUAGGCCCAGUCUCUGUUUUCCAGAGGCACAGGAUGAAAAAGAGAUCAGCUAUCUACCAGACCUGAAUCCAGGUCGCUACCUACAUAGCACUAGCAGUAUUGGUUGACUUGAAGAGUCUGCUGAUUUAAAAAAAAAAAAAUAAUAAUAAUAAUAAUAAUAAUUGUUUUUGGACAUGGAAGUAUGCAUCAUAACAAGCAUUGAGCACUUGUUAGUUCUUUUAAACUGCCUAUUUUUUGUGGGUUUUGUAUGGUACUGUAUGCAUAACGAGAUUUAACAGUUGUCAAAGAGGCAAAGGUAAUAAUGAUCGGCCCAAAUCAUGAAUGUCAAAUAGCUUGCAUUAUCGUCUCAUGUUAUACAGACCAGCUUGUAUGCACUUGAUGACACUAGUAUACCGUAAAGCUCAGGUUUUUAUUUAUUUAGUUUGGAUCACAAGAAUGGUAUUUGUCAGGUAUUGAAAAUGUAAGGCUGUAAUGGGCCUCUCGAGUGGCGCAGAGUUCUAAUGCACUGCAUUACAGUGCUAGAGGUGUCACUACAGACCCGGGUUCGAUCCCGGGCUCUAUCAUAACCGGCCGUGAUCGGGGAGUCCCAUAGGGCGGCGCACAAUUGGCCCAGCGUCGUCCGGGUUAGGGGGGAGUUUGGCCGGGGGGGCUUUACAAGUGGGCCGUCAUUGUAAAUAAGAAUUUGUUCUUAACUCACUUGUCUAGUUAAAUAAAACAUGUAAAUGCAUGCUGCUGUGUAUUAUAAAUACCCUUAAUUUGGCAAUAAUUUAUAACUUAAAAUACAUAUGGCAGCUAGAUCUAUUUUUUAUAUAUUUGAAUAAUGUCAAAUUUUAGGGACGCAGAAUUGUAUUGUUUGAUAUCUCCGUCCGUCUGUACAUUAUUAGUCACACGCGAUAUCUCGGACACUAUUGGGUGAUUUUGACGAAACUUGGAUAAAUGAUGCAUCUUGCCAUAGAGACCCGGCGUUUACAAAAUUACACUAAUUGGCCCAAGGGGGGAGCUGUAGUCAUUAACUGAGAACUUUGAACAAGCACAUCUCCUGUCCCGUCAUUUUGUACAUGCAGUGCCUUCGGAAAGUAUUCAGACCCCUUGAUUUUUUCCACAUUUUGUUAAGUUACAGCCUUAUUCUACAAUGAACUAAAUAAAACAAUUUCCUCAGCAAUCUACACACAGUACCCCGUAAUGACUAAGCAAAAACAGUUAUUUUUUGAAAAUGUAUUAAAAUUAAACAAAUACCUUAUUUACAUAAGUAUUUAGACCCUUUGCUAUCAGACUCGAAAUUGAGCUCAGAUGGAUCCUGUUUCUAUUGUUCAUCCUUGAGAUGCUUCUACAACUUGAUCGGAGUCCACCUGUGGUAAAUUCAAUUGAUUGGACAUGAUUUGGAAAUACACACACCUGUCUAUAUAAGGUCCCACAGUUGACAGUGCAUGUCAGAGCAAACUGAGCAAUAGGGGGAGAAGGGCCUUGGUCAGGGAUGUGACCAAGAACCCCAUGGUCACUCUGACAGAGCUCUAGAGUUCCUCUGUGGAGAUGGGAGAACCUUCCAGAAGGACAACCGUCUCUGCAGCACUCCACCAAUCAGGCCUUUAUGGUAGAGUGGCCAGACGGAAGCCACUCCCCAGUAAAAGACACAUGACAACCCGCUUAAGAGUUUGCCAAAAGGCACCUAAAGGACUCUCAGACCAUGAGAAACAAUAUUCUCUGGUCAGAAGGAAACCAUGAUUGAACUCUUUGGCCUGAAUGCCAAGCGUCACGUCUGGAAGAAACCUACCACCAUCCCUACGGUGAAGCAUGGUGGUGGCAGCAUCAUGCUGUGGGGAUAUUUUUCAGCGGCAGGGACUGGGAGACUAGUCAGGAUCGAGGCAAAGAUGAACGGAGCAAAGUACAGAGAAAUCCUUGAUGAAACCUGCUCCAGGACUUCUGACUGGGUUGGAGGUUCACCUUCCAACAGGACAAUGACCCUAAGCACUCAACCAAGACAAUGCAGGAGUGGCUUCGGGACAAGUCUCUGAAUGUCCUUGAGUAGCCCAGCCAGAACCUGGACUUGAACCCGAUCGAACAUCACUUUAGAGACCUGAAAAUAGCUGUACUGCAACGCUCCCCAUCCAACCUGACAGAGCUUGAGAGGAUCUGCAGAGAAGACUCGGAGAAACUCUCCAAAUACAGGUGUGCCAAGCUUGUAGUGUCAUACCCAAAAAUACUUUAGGCUGUAAUCGCUGCCAUAGGUGCUUCAACAAAGUAUUGAGUAAAGGGUCUGAAUACUUAUGUAAAUUAUAUUUUAAGGUUUUUAUUUUUAAUAAAUUAGCAAACAUUUCUAAACAGUUUUUUUUAUUUGUCAUUAUGGGGUAUUGUCUGUAGAUUGAUUGAGGGGGAAAGAACUACUUCACAAUUUUAGAAUAAGGCUGUAACGUAACAAAAUGUGGAAAAAGUCAAGGGGUCUGAAUACUUUCUGAAGGCACUGUUUAUGCAGACCCUCAUGAGCAACACGUUUCCCGUAAAGACCUAAACUCAGCAAAAAAAUAAAUGUCCUCUCACUGUCAAAUGCGUUUAUUUUCAGCAAACUUAACAAGAUUCAACAACUGAGAUCAUAAAAUGAACAAGUUCCACAGACAUUGAAUAAUGUGUCCCUGAAGAAAGGGGGGGGUCAAAAUCAAAAGUAACAGUCCUUAGUUUUCAUAACUGUGACCUUAAUUGCCUACCGUCUGUAAGCUGUUAGUGUCUUAACGACCGUUCCACAGGUGCAUGUUCAUUUAUUUGUUUAUGGUUCAUUGAACAAGCAUGGGAAACAGUGUUUAACCCCUUUACAAUGAAGAUCUGUGAAGUUAUUUGGAUUUUUACGAAUUAUCUUUGAAAGACCGGGUCCUGAAAAAGUUUACGUUUAUAAGCUCCGCCCAUUCAAUAUUUUUUUAUUUCUGCAUCAUUCAUGGGGGACAACAUGUUUACUGAUGCCUUGUUAACUUAUUUUAAUGAUUCUUGGCUCAAAGAAUAUAUAUAUUUUUUUUUUAAUACACAACUAUAAUUCCAGUUUGUUUUGGUUUUAGGUUUGUUGAGAGAAAAAGAGUACAAAACCGAAUGUGCCAGAUGAAAUGCAAUAUUCUUUAUUACUGGAGUUAUUUUGGAGUCAAGUUACUUUUUCCUUAAUGGGAUUGUGCUUAUUACGGUAAUUGAGCCAUGUAUUCACCUUGUUUGGCAUUAUGAAUGUUUGAAUGAUGGUUUGUCUUUACAUUUUUUCAUGUCACUUGACUAAAAGAGAAUGUACGGUAUCAUGCACUUUGAAGCUAACUAAUGCGGCAUGUUCUUCUAUGAUUCCCAGCCUGUUUUUUUUUUUACAAAUAAACUGCUGUAUUACA
Molecule: messenger RNA, 5989 nt
Organism: Salvelinus fontinalis (brook trout)
Lineage: Eukaryota; Metazoa; Chordata; Actinopteri; Salmoniformes; Salmonidae
Product: integral membrane protein GPR155-like
Exons: 15
Coding region: 243-2627 (794 amino acids)
Biological process (GO): transmembrane transport; intracellular signal transduction
Cellular component (GO): membrane
Source: RefSeq, a predicted model, not a curated record